UUCCAGUGGGGUGUCUCUCUGGAGUGUCAAUUUCUCUCUGUACUUAUUGGGUGUGUGAUUCUGUCUGGCCCCUUACCCAUCUCUGGCCCUGUGGCUGUACUUUUGGGGACACUGGUGAAAGAGAGUCAGAGAUGGAAAAGAGAGGAGAUGUCAUUCUUGGGGUGGAGGAUGAGUCCGGGCAGCCCGUCACUGCCCUGUCGAUUCUCUCUCUGCUGGAACGUGUGUCUACAAUCAUCGAUGGCAUCCAGGCAAGUCAGCAGCGCAUGGAGGAACGACAGCAGCAGCUUGAGAGCUCGGUCAGCGCCGUCCAAUCUGAGCUGCUCAAGCUGGCUCACAACCAUGGCUCCACAGCAACCACUGUUGACAAACUGCUCCAGAAAGCCCGCCGUGUGAGUGCACACGUUAAAGAAGUGCGUUCACGUGUGGAGAAACAGAAUGUACGUGUGAAGAAGGUGGAAACUACACAGGAUGAGCUGCUCACACGCAACAAGUUCAGAGUUGUUAUCUACCAGGGUGAAACUAGUGUACCCUCUGUUGCUGUCACCAAGACUCCCAAGGGGGCGGGGCUAGCUAACCUGAUGGUGGAGCCAGAUGAGUAUGACAUCCCUGCUGACCUAUCAUCUGAUGAAGAAUACAUGGUGGUGGAGGAGGCGGAGUCAUCCCGAGGUGCACGUCUGAAACAGACAGGGUUAAAGGGCAUCGAGAACAUAAAAGCUGCAUUCUCCAAAGAGAACAUGAGCAAGACUCGUGAGAAGACAAGAGAGAACCUAAGCAAGACUAAGGUGAGCCUGAGUAAGACGGGCCAAACGCUCGGAACCAAAAUCAACACCUUCGGUGAGAAGAUUGUGCCCCCUGAGCAGCGAGAGAAGAUACGUCAGAGCGGAGAGUGGCUGAGGGACAACAUCGCUAAGAAAGCACCCAAUAAAGAAUCGUUCCGCAUCAGACUGAAGAAGGAACGCACUGUUGCUGAGGGCCAAGAAGGCACAGAGGUGGAACCUGCUGUGACUCCACCCAAAGGCAGGAAGUCCAGCCCAGAUGUGACCUACACAGAAGUGAUUACUGAGAGGAAGAGGGAGGGUCUAGUAUCAGAAGAGGGAGCGAUUCGUAUCCAAGAAGACUGAAAAAAGGCAAUUCACCACACAAACUGUGGAGAUAUGAAAUGAAAAAAUGAAGAGAAAAGUGAUUCAAAGUGAGAAAGUAGUUUGUAAAGAGUAAGUGGAAGAAAAAAUAGUUUUUUAUUUUGUAAAAUGUGCUCUAAAAUGUGAGUGUGUCAGUAUGUGUGUGUUGGGUAGCCAAAUUAAUUAACUUUGCAAGCAUUAGAUGUGCUUGUAUAAUUUAUGCAACCGUAAGCCUGUUCAGUGUAUCACAAUACAAAAAUGUCUCCUGUUA
Myxocyprinus asiaticus (Chinese sucker) is the source of this 1389-nucleotide messenger RNA. Its product is annotated as caveolae-associated protein 4a-like. The transcript is spliced from 2 exons. The record is from RefSeq and is a predicted model, not a curated record. Gene Ontology annotation, cellular component: cytoplasm; caveola. The coding region runs from base 132 to 1121 and encodes 329 amino acids. Lineage: Eukaryota; Metazoa; Chordata; Actinopteri; Cypriniformes; Catostomidae. Gene Ontology annotation, biological process: regulation of gene expression.